Messenger RNA from Adineta ricciae, 816 nucleotides. The record is from the annotation of a GenBank genome assembly. Lineage: Eukaryota; Metazoa; Rotifera; Eurotatoria; Adinetida; Adinetidae.
AUGAGACGAACCUACAAGACAUCUGUUCCUAUAACCUAUUACAUUAUCUUCUUGUGUCUUACAUAUGAAAAUGUUUUUGCACAAAGUACAGCGUCAUUAUCAUCUCAGACUUCAGCUGAUCCGACAAGCUCAGUAAAAGAAAUCGCUACUGAUCUUACUUCAGUAGUUAGCGAUUCAACGAGAGAAUCAACUACAAUCACUGCUUCGAUCAUACCAGCAGACACAACGGCAGGAUUAUCUACAAUCACUGCGUCGAUCAUACCAGCAGAUACAACUAUGAACAAUGAUAAUAAUACCACUACGACAGCGGCAGAUGCCAAACCUCGUUGUGCUCCUGGCGAAUAUCCGUUUACUAGCAUUUGUAUCAGUCCACUUGUUAAUGGUUCUGUUUUGAUUGCUGCGUUAGCAUUGAGCGCACUAUCGUUUAUUGGUAUAAUUAUAGUUGGGUCGUGUUUGCUAUGUUGUCGAAAGGAUUCACAGGAUAGAAAACGGCAUGUCAUCGCAAGUAUCAAUAUUUCUGACAGAGCAGCACGGAGAAAGUCUACUCAGACAGACACUGAACGUUCAUCAACAUAUUCGAGUGAACGACCUCCACGCCCUCACAUGUCGAAAGCGCCUGUUCAUGAAGCGAUUCCGCUGAGAACUAUAGCAACGACAACGACACACGGUGAUUCUAAUCGAGUACAUGCCAAUGUACUAGACAGACAACCGAGCAUGAAAAUGGCAAACGUUAAACAGCAUCAUCGACCCGGACCGAAACCGGACAAGAACCGCGGAAAGACGGGUCCUCCUGAUGUCCAAACUGAUCAUUUUUAA